GUGUGGCAGUUUAAGACUUGCUGGACAAGUUCAGAGGAGAGAGAGAAAAAAAAAAGACAUCUGAGCAAACAUACAUGUGUGGCAUGAUGCAGGAAGUGGUGAUGAAACAACAAAAGACAAAAGCAGAAGCUGUCUGGCACAGCAGAGACACUCAGAAAGAAACAGCAGAAUUCCUCUCUGACAGUCAUGAGGGCAGAUGAAAUCGAACCAAAUCUGUCCCCCUACGGCAACGACAGCGCAAACUGUUCGACGCAAGAUGUGGACGAAACGAUGCGAUACUUGGAGCUCGUCAUCUACGUUCCCAUAUUCAUCUUGGGGAUGGUUCUUAAUGUGGCGGCUCUGCUGGUGUUUUGCCGAAAAUGGACGGAGUCAACCAUCUACAUGACCAGCUUGGCUCUAAUGGACCUCGUCCUCCUCCUGCCACUACCCUUCAAAAUGCACGCUGCAAACCAGCAGUGGCGGAGCGAACUCCAGGAACUCUGCUCAUUUCUGGAAUACCUUUAUUUUGUUGGCAUAUAUGGCAGCAUCUACAUGAUCAUGUGCAUAGCCGUUGAUAGGUGGCUGGCAAUAUGUCACCCGUACAAAGCCAAGCAGCUGCGUUCCCCCAAAGUGGCGUUCCUGACCUGCCUGGCCAUCUGGUGUCUGGCGUUUUCUGCCAUCUUUCCAGUCGCCUACAACCUCAGGAAAGAAGAUGGGAGGGAUUUCCACUGCUUCCACAGGUUUUCAGAGGACGGCUGGAGUCCCAAGGUGAUCACGUGCUCGCUGGUGUUUGGUUUCCUGGGGCCUGCGCUCGUGGUGGUUUGCUGUUCAGUUUAUACCAUCUGGGCCCUCCAGGAGUCGGGCCAGCGCAGCCCCGCGAGCCAGGCCUGCGUGAAGAUCAUCUACAGCAGCCUCAGUGCCUUCUUGGUGCCCUUCACUCCGAGCAACCUGGCCAUCUUCCUUCAGUUCCUGGUCCACCAGCGAGUGAUCCAGGACUGCAACGCCCAGAAAGGUUUGAGCCUGUUCAUACAGACGGCCAUGUGUCUGUCCAACGUCACCUGUUGCUUGGACGCUCUGUGCUACUACUUCGUGGCUAACGAGGUGAGGAUCACCAGAAGCAGCUUCAGCAUGACGAGGCUGAGCCAACGAAGAGCCAAUUCCAGCACUUCAGAGGUCUGAGCGCUGGGCCAGAGCAGGGAACUUGUACACGCAACAGAGCGGGCUCUCGUUCUUGUUUUUAUUUUUCCUUACUAGCAGGACAGUAAAACUGAACUGACUGAGCAAGCAGCUCUUGUAAAAAAUAAAAAAAGAGGUGGUAUGUGCUCAGAGCAGUGGGAAGGGAACCAGGUCAGCUUGCAUUGAUUAACCACUGCGCUGGAGCAGUAAAGCCAGUUGACGCAUGUGUAACCUCAAAGAGCGCCGAUAACCAAAAUAUGGGCGGCAAAAAAACAGAAAACUUCCACUACAGGUGGAGAUGGUACGAAUAUGUUUUUUUCUUUUUAUCUCUCUCUGUAUCUGAUGGCUGAGAACACUUUCAGCUCGUUGACUCCCUGAUGAGAAACUGAAUUGUGGUAUGAUUCAUUUUAAAUCUGGCACAGGCGGCUGGUUUGCAGAGCUUUGUUGUUUUGAUUCUCGAAAGCGGGAGUCAAACAGAGAAAAAGGAGCCCUUUGUUACAGGUUCUCGUUUAAAAAAAAAAAAAAAAAAAGACCAAAAGAUCACAAUUGAUAAAUACCAAACAGCUUUAUCUCAUUAUAUAUGCUUAUUGAAAUAUUGGUUUAAUAACAUAUUAAUAUGAUUAAAUGUGUCAUAUAAAGGAACCAAUAGUUCAAAUAGAAAAAAAAAACAUGUCUUGCCCAGUACAUGUGCAAAUUAUAUAGAAAUAUUAAAAGUUAUUUAUUAAAACGUUUCUGUGCAAAUGAAUGAUUGAUAAAGGCAUGUUGAUAAAAGCAUCUCUAUAUUUAGUCAUAAAGUUCCAGUCCCAUCAGCACCAAAUAAAUCCUCUAUGAUCUUAGAAAACAUUUGUGAAAUAAAUGUUUUUUUUUUUUCUUUUACCAACAUUAACCCUUUAGAUGAUAGUUAAAACUUUUUUGACUUGGCUUUUAUUGUGUUUUCUUUUUUCUUUAUUGCCCCCUGUAUAUUAUAAAUGCUUUAAGUAGGAUGAACUGCUUGUGUAAGAAACCACUGUGAAACUGAGCCUUAAAUAAUACAGAAUACUGUAUUAGAAACAAAGAAUAUUCCCCCACGUUUGUCUUUUGAAAUAAAG
Messenger RNA from Fundulus heteroclitus (mummichog), 2243 nucleotides. RefSeq names its product G-protein coupled receptor 55. The transcript is spliced from 3 exons. Bases 187 to 1158 code for a protein of 323 amino acids. The record is from RefSeq and is a predicted model, not a curated record. Gene Ontology annotation, molecular function: G protein-coupled receptor activity. Gene Ontology annotation, biological process: phospholipase C-activating G protein-coupled receptor signaling pathway; positive regulation of Rho protein signal transduction. Gene Ontology annotation, cellular component: membrane. NCBI's taxonomy places the organism in Eukaryota, Metazoa, Chordata, Actinopteri, Cyprinodontiformes, Fundulidae.